Dothidotthia symphoricarpi CBS 119687 is the source of this 1324-nucleotide messenger RNA. Its product is annotated as carbohydrate esterase family 3 protein. The record is from RefSeq and is a predicted model, not a curated record. Bases 326 to 1078 code for a protein of 250 amino acids. Lineage: Eukaryota; Fungi; Ascomycota; Dothideomycetes; Pleosporales; Dothidotthiaceae. Gene Ontology annotation, molecular function: phosphatidylcholine lysophospholipase A1 activity. The transcript has 2 exons.
UACUCACAAAGAAAGCUGUUUCAACUACAUCUCUAUAUCCUCAAGCGUUCUGGUUUCGUCGCGUGGAAUACUAUAUCCAUCUUGGAAUCGGUACACACUAUCUUCGUAUAACUGCGACCUGCCUACCCCACCUACCUUCACCUUGACGCUAUCGUUAUCGAUCUAUCACGCUUUCCCGGGAUAGAUUCACUACGUACCGGCACUUGCUCCUUAUAUAACCUGAAGCCGUCGACUGCAACUUCGACCUCCACCUCGAUAUCAGCUACUCAACUCGACCUCAGUACCUCCAAUUGAUCCACUCAGAUCCAGUUGACCAGUUUCCACAAUGGUCAAGAUCAAUGCUCUCGCCGCCUUCGGGCUCCUCUCCCUCGCCAGCCAGGCCAUGGCCCUCGCCACAAUCAAGGUCAUGCCAUUGGGCGCCUCCAUCGUCACACGCUGCUGGCGUGCCAACCUCCAAGCCAAGCUGCGCAACAACGGCGUCACGAACUUUGACUUUGUCGGUAGCCAGCGCUCAACAACCUGCACAGGCAUCGUAGGGGACGACCAAGACCACGAAGGCCACCCCGGGUCGCUCGUCACCGACUACGCCAAGAACGGCAACGUGACUGGCUGGCUGAACCAGAACCCUCCCGAUGUUGUUGUCUUCUUCAUGGGCCACAACGACAUCAUCAUCGGCAAGAAGACCGACACGGAAAUCCUCGGCGCCUACGACGUUAUGCUUGACCAGAUACGCGCAAAGAACCCCAAGAUGCAGAUUGUCUUUUCCAGCCUGACACCACUCGACCCCGCGCGAUGGACGCAGGAGACUGCAGACCGCGUCAAGGGCUUGGCUAUCAAGGUUGCUGCUUAUGCGCCGACGAAGAGCACAGCGAUUAGCCCAGUGUAUUUUGUCGACAACUUCGAUGGGUACAAUGCUGCUACUGACACCGAGGAUGGGCUGCACCCCAACAGUGUGGGCAACGAGAAGAUGGCCUCGAAGUUCAUCAAGAACACACAGCUCGCUAUCCAAGCGGCGACCAAGACCAAGGCGGGAAAAAGGUUGAGCAGGUGGGAGAGGACAUUGAGCUUGGUGCAGUAGAGAAAAAAAGAGGAUGUGUUUGUCCUCGUAAUGACCUGAUAGCGUUCACUUCUUUUUCUUGUCCUUCAUGAUUCAGCAGAGGGGCAACAUGGCUAAGGACCGCGUGGAAGCAAGAGUUAUCCCAUCCCGUCCGGUCCUGUUCUGCUUGGGAAACCGAGUCGAACACGUCCGUUCCGGAGGGUCCUACUUCUUCUUCUUCUUCUUCUUCUCCUCCGCAGCCAGUUCUUUCUCCUCCCGCUUAGCAGC